GGAUAUGCGACCUGGAUGCAGUGAAACGCUCUUCUAAACCUCCGAGAAGCAACUAGUUCUUCUAUAGCUUGUUCUCGAUUUCUGUCCGGCUAUGGCGCAUGCAUCUUGUCCUUGGAUGGCCAGGGUUGUGUCUGAUUCGCCACCAGAUGAGGGCUACUUUGGUUCAACUGAUAAGACGGCGUUCCUUGACAGGCAGGCGCUUUUCAGCUGGCCCCAGAUUCCGAACUAUUGGAUUCUAACUCUCUCCUAUGCAGGUACGGUCUUCCCCAGAACUGGGAAUGAUCGAUCGAUUCUCCACAGGGUUCCUCGCUUGCAGCGGUACCUGCAGGGGACCAAGGUGCCACAGACUAUGACUGGGCGUCCUUUCUCCGGAGAUCCUUCGGCUUACCCUUCCAUACUCCAGCUUCCGGAAACCGGUCACAAUUCUUAGUUUGCCCAGCAUCGAUCUAUCCCGAUGCGACUGGCUUUUGAGGCAAUGUCCAUCGGUCCUCUCGACCGAGUGUGACUGAACGAAUGACUCGAGAUAACCAUCAGGCAUCUGAUUGGGAAUUUCCAUGGAACUACACAACUUUGACGUUCAGCUCAAUGCCAUGAUUUGAA
Molecule: messenger RNA, 600 nt
Organism: Aspergillus vadensis CBS 113365
Lineage: Eukaryota; Fungi; Ascomycota; Eurotiomycetes; Eurotiales; Aspergillaceae
Exons: 1
Coding region: 92-430 (112 amino acids)
Source: RefSeq, a predicted model, not a curated record